AUGAGGGAGGAGACAGCCACCAUCGAGUUAGAGCUUGCGGUCUCUGGAAUCGGCGAACUACCCACCAUCAAUCCGGCGUUCAGCACGAAGCAAGCGCGCUUCAUCUAUACUAUUCUCGAUACUGGCCUGUCAUCCUACAUCGAUUCGCUGGCCAAGACUGACCUUGUGACUGGCGAGACUCUAACAUGGUCGACUAAAAAUCACACGCCUGGCGAGGCUGUCUUCGUUGCUGUAGCGGAAGAUGAAGGCUAUCUGCUUUCGGUUGUGCUGGAUGGUGAGACGGAUACGAGCUAUCUGCUGUGCUUGGAUGCUAGGAAUCUGAGAGAGGAUGCUAGAGCGUCUGCCAACGUUCCUGUUGCUAUUGGCUUUCAUGGCCAUCAUUUGGCUCAGACAAACUUCUAG
Molecule: messenger RNA, 402 nt
Organism: Ascochyta rabiei
Lineage: Eukaryota; Fungi; Ascomycota; Dothideomycetes; Pleosporales; Didymellaceae
Product: Torulene dioxygenase
Exons: 1
Coding region: 1-402 (133 amino acids)
Biological process (GO): carotene catabolic process
Molecular function (GO): carotenoid dioxygenase activity
Source: RefSeq, a predicted model, not a curated record